Messenger RNA from Diorhabda carinulata, 1029 nucleotides. Its product is annotated as craniofacial development protein 2-like. The coding region runs from base 1 to 1029 and encodes 342 amino acids. The transcript has a single exon. The record is from RefSeq and is a predicted model, not a curated record. Gene Ontology annotation, cellular component: nucleus. Gene Ontology annotation, molecular function: catalytic activity. Lineage: Eukaryota; Metazoa; Arthropoda; Insecta; Coleoptera; Chrysomelidae. Gene Ontology annotation, biological process: chromatin remodeling.
AUGAUAGAACUAAAAGACCACCGCAUCGAUAUCUGCGCCCUUCAAGAAACCAAAAAAAAGGGAAAUGGACAACAAAUAUACGACGAUUACAUGGUAAUAUACAGUGGAGUCAGCAAAGACGAACGUGCGAAAGAAGGAGUGGCACUGGCAAUACACAAGAAAUAUACAAACAGCAUAGAAGAAUGUCAAUAUACAUCAUCUCGCAUACUAAUCGUUAAACUGCGAACAGAAACUCAAUUAUUAAAUAUAAUAUCGAUAUAUGCACCCGAAGAUAAUAAGCCAAAACAAGAGCGAGAAAGUUUCUAUGAACAGCUUCAAAAUAUUACAGAAUCACUACCACAGAAUGAAUCGAUAAUAAUCCUUGGAGAUUUUAACGCACGCAUUGGUAACGAAGUGAUACCAGGCGUAAAACAACGCUUUAACGAAAAUAUAUUGAACGACAAUGGGGAAUUGCUGAUGAACCUAUGUUCGCUAUGUGAUCUAAGAAUCAACAACACCUUCUUUGAUCUCAAACCACAGUACAAAUCCACUUUCCGUAACUCCCGGGGACAACAAUCAACAAUAGACUACAUCGUAACCAAUAGACAUAUACACCCCGCACAGAUACAAGAAGUAAGGACAUUAAACUCCGCGAAUGCAGGAAGUGACCACAGUUUGCUUCUGGGAAAAAUCAAAAUGAAACUUAACCUGGGAAGGAAUAGAGAACCAAGAGCACACACAGAAAAAAUAAACAUCGAAUCCAUGUGGGACACAACCAUAAAAGAACUAUAUAAAAACCGUUUAAAAGGGAAAAUCGAUAAAAACCCGAUAGAAGAAAAUGAUGAUAUUAACAACAGUUGGAAGAGAUUAAAAGAAAAUAUCAUAGAAGCAGCAAGUGAAUCGCUUGGAACUCGGACUAUAAGACCACAAAAACAAAGAACGAACAAAACAUUAUGGUUCUCCAGCAAGGUCAAAGAACAGUGCAAAAAGAAAAAGAAAGCGUACUUAAACUACAUGUCGUCACAAACGGCAGAAGCAUAUAAAGAAUAA